This is a messenger RNA of Lepus europaeus (European hare), 5529 nucleotides long. RefSeq names its product protein phosphatase 4 regulatory subunit 2 (gene PPP4R2). Bases 181 to 1992 code for a protein of 603 amino acids. The transcript is spliced from 13 exons. The record is from RefSeq and is a predicted model, not a curated record. Gene Ontology annotation, molecular function: UDP-xylosyltransferase activity; protein phosphatase regulator activity. Gene Ontology annotation, biological process: protein dephosphorylation; protein O-linked glycosylation via N-acetylgalactosamine. Gene Ontology annotation, cellular component: cytoplasm; protein phosphatase 4 complex; nucleus. Lineage: Eukaryota; Metazoa; Chordata; Mammalia; Lagomorpha; Leporidae.
GCUCCGAGGCGCCGACCCCCGCGCCCGCGCCCCCGAGCUGGCCGCCGGGGCGCGGCGAACCUGGAGAAGUUGGUGAGGAGGCCCGGAGAGCCCAGGAGUUUGCAAGCCGGGCCGCCGCCCGAGUUCUGGAUCCACCUGGCCGUGGUGGCCUGUGGCAAUCGGCUGGAGGAGACGCUGGUCAUGCUCAAAUCAGCCGUGCUCUUCAGCCACAGGAAGAUCCAAUUUCACAUCUUCACUGAGGAGUCUCUGAAGCCUGAGUUUGACAAGCAGCUCCGAGAGUGGCCUGACUCCUAUACCAGGAAGUUUGAGCACAGAGUGUACCCCAUCACGUUUUCUGUCGGAAACCCUCAGGAGUGGAAGAAAUUGUUCAAACCCUGUGCCGCCCAGAGACUCUUUCUUCCGGUGAUUUUAAAGGAUGUGGAUUCUCUUCUCUACGUGGACACAGACGUCCUCUUCCUAAGGCCCGUGGAUGACAUCUGGAAGCUUCUGAGGAAGUUUAACUCCACCCAGCUGGCAGCCAUGGCCCCCGAGCAUGAGAUCCCAAAGAUUGGCUGGUACAGCCGCUUCGCCCGGCACCCUUUCUAUGGCUCUGCGGGGGUGAACUCGGGAGUCAUGUUAAUGAAUCUGACCCGGAUAAGAAGCACCCAGUUCAAGAACAGCGUGAUUCCCACGGGCUUGGCGUGGGGGGACAUGUUGUACCCUCUGUACCAGAAAUACAAGAAUGCCAUCACAUGGGGAGACCAGGACUUGUUAAAUAUCAUUUUCUAUUUCAACCCAGAUUUUGAGAAGAGGGGUAAAAAGGAAGUUUGCCCUGUCCUGGAUCAGUUUCUUUGUCAUGUAGCCAAGACUGGAGAAACAAUGAUUCAGUGGUCCCAAUUUAAAGGCUAUUUUAUUUUCAAACUGGAGAAAGUGAUGGAUGAUUUCAGAACUUCAGCUCCUGAACCACGAGGUCCUCCCAACCCUAAUGUCGAGUAUAUUCCCUUUGAUGAAAUGAAGGAAAGAAUACUGAAAAUUGUCACUGGAUUUAAUGGUAUCCCUUUUACUAUUCAGCGACUAUGUGAAUUGCUAACAGACCCAAGAAGAAACUAUACAGGAACAGACAAAUUUCUCAGAGGAGUAGAAAAGAAUGUGAUGGUUGUUAGCUGUGUUUAUCCUUCUUCAGAGAAAACCAGUUCUAAUAGUUUAAAUAGAAUGAAUGGUGUUAUGUUUCCUGGAAAUUCACCAAGCUAUACUGACAGGUCUAAUAUAAAUGGGCCUGGGACGCCCAGGCCACUUAAUCGACCAAAGGUUUCUUUGUCAGUUCCAAUGACAACAAAUGGUUUGCCUGAGAGCCCAGACAGUAAAGAGUCAAACUUACAGCAAAAUGAAGAGAAAAACCACAGUGACUCGCUGGCAUCUGAAUCAGAAGUCUCCUCAGUGAGCCCCAUAAAAAACAAACACCCAGAUGAAGACGCUGUAGAAGCCGAGGGCCACGAAGUAAAAAGACUCAGGUUUGACAAAGAAGGGGAAGUGAGAGAGGCGGCUGGGCAGACAGCUUCCAGUGAGAGUUCUUCAGUUCUGGCAGAAGACACAGAGGCCCUGUCUUCACCUCAGGGCAAAGACAAAGAAAGCCACACUGCCAGGCAGCACUGUGCAGAAGACGAGGAGGAAGAGGAGGAAGAGGAGGAAGAAGAGUCUUUUAUGACACCAAGAGAAAUGAUCCCAGAAAGAAAAAAUCAAGAAAAAGAAUCUGCUGAUGCCUUAACUGUGAAUGAAGAGACUUCUGAGGAAAAUACUCAAAUGGAGGAUUCCGAUGUGUCUCAAGCGGAGAAAGAUUUACACUCUGAAGGCAGUGAAAACACAGGCCCUGUAAGUAAUGGUUCUAACUGCCAUGAAACAGAAGAAUUAGAAGGCUCCAGCUCCAGUGAACCUGGAGAGAUUCUGUCAGAGUCAUCCAUGGAAAAUGAUGAUGAAGCCUCAGAAGUCCCAGAGGAGCCAAUGGAGCAGGACUGACUGUUUAGAAACACAUAGAUGCAGUAUUUUACAUACAGUUCUGGUUUUACACUGUAUAAAACUUUUAUGUGAUAAAGUGGACCUGUAGUUUUACAAGAGAAACAGGUUGUAAAGUACUUUAAAUCCUGAAAGAGUUGUACAUGUAAGAACUGUGAAUAUCAGCUCCUCUGGGUCCUGCUUACCGCUCACUGUUUUUUUUGGUCUGGUCAAAUCAGUGGUUUGUGUAUAGAUUUUUUUUUUUUUUAAUUUAGGAUUAAAGUUUUUAAACUGGAAGGUAAUAAUUAUAAUUUUGAAAACUUUUUUGAGAUUAUCACAUUUAGUUUAUACAUAUGCAAGAAAGCUUUUUGUCUAGUCUCUUGACAGCUCUAGCAGUUUUCCUGUUUUGGUCAUAGUUUCAAUAUUUUAACGUGAAUUGUAGGGUUUCAUGCUGGUUUCCAGAUUUUAUUGUUUGUGUACAAUGGAACUUUAAGUCAUAUAUACAUAUAUAUAUAAAUACAUAUAUAUACAUAUAUAUUAUUCUAAGGGGGGAAAUGUUAUAUUUUUCUGUUUCUAUAAGAGAUGAAUACAGUGGAUACUUUUUCUAUUGGUAAUGAUUGAGUUCACCUCUUUCAGAAGACAUUUUCUUUCUCUUCUGAGUAAUUCAAAUAAAAUCUGGCCCUUGUGAAACCCUGGAAAUCUUGUCUGUUGAAAUACCAGGUUAAACACAUUCCAAGAGAUUUGAAGUUUUUUGUAUACUUCUAAGGUGCCUGAGAAAAACACAUGGUUAUUUAUGAGAAGAUGUACUUAUCUUGGAAAUUGUGUUCCAACAGUAGCUUACUGUGUUGUAGAAUGAAUGCUUCUGAAGCUGACAUGAGACCAUCUCAGAAGAACCAGGCAGGUUCCUUGACUUUUUGCUUGCUUUUCUGAACAUUGUGAAUAUUACGCAUUUCUUUCUAAAUUAUUCUAGAGUAUGCAAAUGUCAAUGGUAUGAAACACCACUGUACUGGAAGAAUUAAUAUAUUACUUUAGUAAUGUACCUGAGCUAAUUGAGGCGUUAGGGGUACAUAGAAACCACCAUAAUUUGUAUGACAUUUUGAAGUGAAUUAAAUAUUUUUGAACAUGCUUCUUCGACAGCCAGUGUUAUAUUUUUCAAAUCAACACAAAGCACAAUGAUUACUCUAAACUCAAUAUUUUCAAAUUCACAUAUUUAAAGUCAUGUGAGCUGCAACUUCCCUGUCAAAAUUACUGGCUGCCAAAUUUAUACCUGUUUCCUCAGCUGUACUUUUUGAUAUUAGAAUUUUUAAAUUUCUGUAAAGUAGAUUUUGUAGAAUGUAAUGUGUUCACUGCCUUUGUGAAGCGGUAUAUAAUUGUAUAAUUUCUGUGUGUAAACUUGGCUUGGGCUUUCAAUACAGUAUUCAUAUAAAGCAAUAAAUAUUAAUGUUAUGAAAUAUUGGAGUACAUUUUUAUCAAAAUAUAAGAGAACACCUUUUUUAGUUUCAGAUACCUGAAGUACACAGAUAAACUUAUAAAACUGAUGCAAAUAAUUCCUGACACUAUAUCAUAUGCUUUUGGGCCGUUUGGAGGGAAACCACAAAAUUUUGCGUUUUAUCAACUAAAAUUGCUAUGACUAAAAUUACCAGAAUGAUUUGGCUCCGUGAAAGUUUGUAGGAUAAUAUACUACUGAUUAACUUGACUGUCAAAUUCACAGCAGCUAGGUAAUAUAUUUGUGAAUAUGUCUUACUGUUGAAAUAAAAACUGAAUAAUGAGUCUCUGUACUCAAGAGGGAAGAAAAAAACAAACUGUAGAUUUUUCAAAAAUUUUUUGCAAAAAUGUUAAGAUGAAGCUAACUCUAAAUGUGACAUUCAUUUGUAGUGACCUGUUAAUUUUAUCAAGGGAUCUUUUGCCAAUGAGAACAGAUUUUAAACAUUUUAAGUUUAGAAAUUCUUGAAAUUUUCUUUAGACUAUUUAUGAGAUUAUUGUCAAUAAACCUAUUCUUUAAGAUCCUGUGACCUUUUGAUAUUUUUUAUUUUAAUUGUGCCAUGGACCAUUUGUAAACAAGUCGAAUUACUUUUUUGUUGGUUAUUAGUUGAAGAUUUAACAUCACGACUUUUGAGGUCUGUGGUUUUAUUUGUAAACUUGCAAUUAACUCUUUUUGCAAGGGCAAAUGUAUUUCUUUAUUAAAUAAAGUACAAUAAUGGUGAAUGUACCAAAAUGACAUCACUUAACUCUAUGAGAAAUCCUGCAUUUUACUCUAUAGUUUAAUAGUUUUAAUAUUUAUUAGAUAUUCAUGUUGAUCAUAGAUCAAAGUUGUUGCUGUUUAUACAGAUAAUUGUAGAAUGCUAAUGGAAUAUCUUUAGGAUAGGUGGAAUACUUCUGUAGUUAAAUUGGGAAACCUUGUUCAGCUGGCUUUAGGUACUGAUGGCCAUUUGAAGUAAAUUUCUGCAGGUAUGCAUAGGUGCACUUAACGCAGACUUGCUUGAUGAAAUUGUCAGUUCCAAUUCACUUGUGAAUUUUAAAAAGGCUAAUUUUAGGCACAUUUUCUUAAUAGACAACAAGCAAAGUCCUAUUAAAAGAUUAAAGUGAAGAAUCAAGACCUUGGUGAUUAAAGACACAUUUAUUUUUGAUCUUGAACAGAUUGUUUGCAGUUACUAUAGACUCUGAAUCUAACAUGUCACAGGAAUUGGAAGAUGCUAAUGAGGAAAGUGAGUAUAUAUGUAAUGUUUUUAGCACUUUUCUCUCUCAUAAAAGUGAAAACCGCCUCAUACAUUUUUGAAGAAUCCAGUUCAUUUCUAAAGUUGUAGCAGAACAGAAAUAUGUAGUGAACGUGUCCUAUUUUAAAUGUUGAUUAUUAGAUUUAAUCCACCUAGGGUUUGUCAUAUAACUACACCUGUCAAGUGUACCUGGAGCACCGAAUUGCCAUUUGGGGGGCCAUUAGGGUCCUUCGGCUUGGGGAGGUGUCCCAGCAGCCAUGGGCCAGAAGAUGUGGCCUCCCGCACCAGUGAGGUUCAGAGUAGUUUAUUUUGCCAGUGUAGAUAGGCAUGUAUUUAUGCAUUUUUGCAUUUGUAAAAUCAGCAAUUUUUCAAAUAAUGUAAAUGUAAUAUACUAGCUUACUUACAAAGGUACUUGGGCAGAAUCUAAAGCUGCUACAAUGUUUGUGAAAAACUGUAACUUGUGGUAAGGAUGAAAAUGCAACUUGUAGAACCAAAGGAAAUAAAAAUUUGGGGUAGUUCAAACUGUUUUUUUCUGAACAGGAGUUUCUUAAGUACGUUGAUUUGGAUGACAUGAAGAUCAGUUCUCUUGAGACACGUGCUGAUCAUAAAAUGGUUGAAUGCAAAAACAUCUGUAAUUUCAUAUGGAAUUAUUACAAUUAGGUUUACUGGGUUAUCGGCCUACUUAUAAGAAUGCAAGUAUGUAUUGGUUAGAGUACAUCUAUUUCACGUUUAAAAAAUUAAAAAAUAAUCAGUACACUUCAGAAUUUUAUUUCAUCUUGGAGUCUAGAUUACUUUGCCAAAUAAAUGUAUUAUUUUCAUAAUGCAAUAAAGUAUAAAUUAGAAGAUA